This is a messenger RNA of Thamnophis sirtalis, 609 nucleotides long. The record is from RefSeq and is a predicted model, not a curated record. Lineage: Eukaryota; Metazoa; Chordata; Lepidosauria; Squamata; Natricidae.
AUCAUUGGGGACGUAAAAGUCGGUGCGAGCGGUUGUAGAAUUUGGGGGGUGUUUGUGUCCACCGUAUCUGCAAAAUGGAUUCCAUUUUUUCUCUUUCUUUAAAAAAUAAUAAAUAAAUAAAAUAUGUAUCUUUUUACAGUUUUCCUCAUUGCCUCCAGUUCGAGUGGUCUUUGCAGUGACCAUGGAGGGAAGCGCCCGGAAGGUCAUCACGGUUCGUUCCGCUUUGAUUGUGAAAAACAAAUUGGAAAUGCCAAUGGAGCUGAGGCUGGACAGCCCUUCCGCACCGGACAGGAUCUCCCUCGAAAACUUCACCCACUGCAAGGAGCUUUUGAUCCCCCCGGGAACCCAAAACUACGUGGUGCGGAUGAGGCUGUACGACAACAACCGGCGUCUCCUGAACCUCGUCAUCCGGAUCGUGGGCCAAGCCAAAGGUUCCUUGAAGAUAUUCAUCUCGGCUCCUUACUGGCUCAUCAACAAAACAGGGUUGCCGCUGAUUUUCCGGCAAGACAACGCGAAGACCGACGCAGCCGGCCAAUUUGAAGAGCACGAGUUGGCCCGCAGCCUGAGCCCCCUCCUCUUCUGCUACGCCGACAAAGAACAGCCGAACCU